ACCGUCGGGUGGGGGCUCCUCGUGCCUCUCCUUGGGGUCGGGGGUGGCAAGCCUUCUGGUGCUGGGCCCCGCGCCCCACUUCUUCCUCCAGCACCCCCCUUUGCAUCCUCUCCCAUGAGCGCACAUACAGUUCCCCUAUACCCCAGAGGCGCUGUUGAGAGGUUGUCAGGUCGCUCUGUCCCCUUCCCUGCUCCCCAGACUUCGCAGUCCUUUCCUGAGCCCAGGCGUCCGGGCGCCCCGCAUCCUCCAGGGCCGGGGGCUGGUGCGGGGUGAGUCCCUGGCCGCAGUCCCGGCCGCCCCGCCCCCGCCGUGGAUCUGGAGCUCAGCUUUGUCAACAGAUCAAGGCCCCUGACCCCGACCCGCCUGACCUUCCUCUGUGUGCUCUUUCCCAUUCCCCUCCUAACCCCCCAGGCCCGCAGCCUCACCCCUGCACAUCCUGGGGCAGAGCUACUCAUCCUGCACCCCCUCCCCCAUGGAAAUCGGUGGGAAACCCGCGUGGAGUUCUGGCAACUCCACCCAGGGAGUGUGGACAUCCCUAAGGACCCUUUGUCCCAGCUGUGCCAUCCCAGCCAGAUGUGGGGGGCUACUAUGCAGAGGCAUGCCCCCACUGCUGUCAUACCACUCCCACCUCCUAUUGCUGCUGCUGCUAGUCUGCCAGCCACAGGCUUCCCGAGCACAGGUGUUGGACUUCCUGCUUGAGAAGUGGAAACUAUAUGGAGACCAGUGUCUUUACAACCUGAGCCUGCUGCCAUCCCCUACUGAGCUGGUCUGCAACCGAACCUUUGACAAGUAUGCCUGCUGGCCUGACACCCCCCUCAACACCACAGCCAACGUCUCCUGCCCCUGGUACCUCCCCUGGCACCACACAGUGCAGCAUCACCUGGUCUUCAAGAAGUGUGGCCCUGACGGCCAGUGGGUGCGUGGGGCCCAGGGCCAGCAGUGGCGAGAUGCCUCACAGUGCCAGCUGGAUGAAGAGGCACUUAAGGUCCAGAAGGAGGCGGCCCAGCGGUAUAGCAGUUUCCAGGUGAUGUACACAGUGGGCUACUGCCUGUCGCUGGUAGCACUGCUGCUGGCGCUGGCCAUCUUGCUGGGCCUCAGCAAGCUGCACUGCACCCGCAACUACAUCCAUGCCAACCUGUUUCUGUCCUUCGUGCUCAAGGCCAGCUCAGUGCUGGCGAUGGAUGGGCUCCUGCGGACCCGCUACAGCCAGCAGCUGGGCGAUGACCUGAGCGUGGGCAUGUGGCUGAGCAACGGGGCAGUGGUGGGCUGCCGGGUGGCGACAGUAUUCAUGCAGUAUGGCGUGGUGGCCAACUACUGCUGGCUGCUAGUGGAAGGCAUGUACCUGCACAGUCUGAUGGGCCUCGCCACCUUCCCCGAGAGGAGCUUCCUCAGCCUCUACCUGGGCUUCGGCUGGGGUGCCCCCCUGCUCUUUGUCAUCCCCUGGGCUGUGGUCAAGAGCAUGUUUGAAAACAUUCAGUGCUGGACCAGCAAUUACAACAUGGGCUUCUGGUGGAUCCCGCGUGUGCCCGUCUUCCUGGCCAUCUUGAUCAAUUUCUUCAUCUUUGUCCGAGUCCUCCACAUCCUGAUGGCUAAGCUUCGGGCCCGCCAGAUGCUCUACACAGACUACAAGUUCCGGCUGGCCAAGUCCACACUGACCCUCAUCCCACUGCUGGGCAUCAACGAGGUGGUGUUUGCCUUUGUGAUGGAUGAGCAUGCACAGGGCGCCCUGCGCUCCGUCAAGCUCUUCUUCGACCUCUUCUUCAGUUCCUUCCAGGGUCUGUUGGUGGCUAUCCUCUACUGCUUCCUCAACAAGGAGGUGCAGACAGAGCUUCUGCGGUGCUGGCGCCUGUGGCAGGUGAGCAAGGAGCUUCGGGAGGAGCGACACCCCCCGAGCCAGAAGCUGCUGCUGACCUGGAACCAUGGCAGCAGGGCCAGCUCGGAGCCUACUGUGCAGACCCACUUACCUGACAGCCUGGUCGAGAGCCCUUUCUGAAGGCCCUCAGUCCCUUAGGACAGGACUCAGACUCCUGGAAGACUGUUUCUGGAAAAUGUUAGACUCAUGGGGUCUCAAGGGGUGGGGGACCCCAUGUCCCCAAGUCCAUCCCCACAUGGCCAUCUGCUCUGUCUUUGGGUGGGGUCUGCUCUGUGAUGCAUGCCAGCUGAGUGUCCCUGCAUGUCACCUGUCCUCCAGCAAUAAAGAGUUGGAGCAGUG
Molecule: messenger RNA, 2212 nt
Organism: Erinaceus europaeus (western European hedgehog)
Lineage: Eukaryota; Metazoa; Chordata; Mammalia; Eulipotyphla; Erinaceidae
Gene: GCGR
Product: glucagon receptor
Exons: 14
Coding region: 473-1993 (506 amino acids)
Biological process (GO): cell surface receptor signaling pathway; adenylate cyclase-activating G protein-coupled receptor signaling pathway
Cellular component (GO): plasma membrane
Molecular function (GO): glucagon receptor activity; peptide hormone binding
Source: RefSeq, a predicted model, not a curated record